AUGAUUAGUAAGGAGCGAACUUUGGAUAAGGAUUAUGACACAAUUAAAAUACAACACCGAACCUUAUUCUUAUCUUCUUCCUCUUCGGAAAAACGAUCACAUAAUUUUAAUUUUAAUUUAAAAUUAUAAUUGUUGAAAUUUUAAUUUUAGUGUUUUGAAACCUUACAAAAUCCAAAUCCAAAUCCCUUUCAUUUUUCUAGGCACAGCCAAUUUUCCCAAUUUUGGGGAAACAGAUUCAUAAAUUGAAUCAAUUUAGGGUUAAUUAUCUAGUGUUUCAGCAAUAUUCUCAAAUCUUCAAUAGGUUAGAUAUGUCAAAAAGUGCGAAGAAAUUGGGAAAAUUGAUUUCUUUGGUUUCGAAAAGGGGUUUUUCUACAUCAAGCAUUCAGAAAGAUGCUGCUGAUAAUGGUGUCAAAUCAUUGAACCUCUAUUCCGCCAUUAAUCAAGCUCUUCAUAUUGCCUUGGAUACUGAUCCUCGUGCUUAUGUUUUCGGAGAAGAUGUUGGCUUUGGUGGGGUGUUUCGUUGCACCACUGGAUUAGCAGAUCGAUUCGGGAAAAAUAGGGUUUUCAAUACUCCUCUAUGUGAGCAGGGCAUCGUUGGCUUUGGUAUUGGUCUAGCAGCUAUGGGAAAUCGAGCCGUAGCAGAAAUCCAGUUUGCAGAUUAUAUAUUUCCUGCUUUUGAUCAGAUUGUCAAUGAAGCUGCUAAAUUCAGAUAUCGGAGUGGAAACCAAUUUAAUUGUGGCGGUUUAACAAUUAGAACCCCUUAUGGAGCUGUUGGCCAUGGUGGACACUACCACUCUCAAUCUCCUGAGGCUUUCUUCUGUCACGUGCCUGGUAUCAAAGUGGUCAUCCCUCGUAGUCCAAAGGAAGCGAAAGGGUUAUUGUUAUCUUGCAUACGUGAUCCGAAUCCUAUUGUAUUUUUUGAACCAAAGUGGCUUUAUCGUUUGGCUGUUGAAGAAGUACCGGAAGAUGAUUACAUGUUGCCAUUAUCUGAAGCCGAGGUGAUUCGGCCAGGAAGCGAUAUUACACUUGUUGGUUGGGGAGCUCAAUUAUCUAUCAUGGAACAAGCUUGUAUUGAUGCAGAAAAGGAGGGAAUUUCUUGUGAAUUGAUAGAUCUGAAGACACUAAUUCCUUGGGAUAAAGAAACAGUGGAGGCAUCAGUAAAGAAGACAGGAAGACUUCUUAUUAGUCAUGAAGCUCCUGUGACUGGUGGUUUUGGCGCUGAAAUCUCGGCUUCAAUUCUUGAACGCUGCUUCUCAAGGUUAGAGGCUCCUGUAGCAAGAGUUUGUGGCCUAGACACUCCUUUUCCUCUGGUUUUUGAACCCUUCUACAUGCCAACCAAGAAUAAGAUAUUGGAUGCAAUUAAAUCAACUGUCAACUACUAAUGUGCUUGCAUUCAGUGAUGCAUUGGUGUGAUGCAAACUUGCAUAGAUUUGGGAGGAAACUCAUUCAUGGUGGCUUUCUCUCCAAAUGUAAACUGCAUAGAUUUGGGAGGAAACUCAUUCAUGGUGGCUUUUUCUCCAAAUGUGAAAUAAAACAAGGUCAACAAAAGAAUAAUGUAUAGUAAUGGGAAAUGUCUCAAUUGUGAAUCCUCCUUCAACAAAAGAAUUUUCAUAUGCUGAAUUGUACAUUAAAUAAUGAUGAUGAUUAUUUUUGUA
Molecule: messenger RNA, 1655 nt
Organism: Lathyrus oleraceus (garden pea)
Lineage: Eukaryota; Viridiplantae; Streptophyta; Magnoliopsida; Fabales; Fabaceae
Product: 2-oxoisovalerate dehydrogenase subunit beta 1, mitochondrial
Exons: 13
Coding region: 309-1382 (357 amino acids)
Biological process (GO): branched-chain amino acid catabolic process; response to nutrient
Cellular component (GO): oxoglutarate dehydrogenase complex
Source: RefSeq, a predicted model, not a curated record